Molecule: messenger RNA, 6154 nt
Organism: Biomphalaria glabrata
Lineage: Eukaryota; Metazoa; Mollusca; Gastropoda; Planorbidae
Product: NEDD4-like E3 ubiquitin-protein ligase WWP1
Exons: 20
Coding region: 203-2731 (842 amino acids)
Biological process (GO): ubiquitin-dependent protein catabolic process
Molecular function (GO): protein binding; ubiquitin protein ligase activity
Source: RefSeq, a predicted model, not a curated record
CACAUGAUCAUCAAUGGUGGUCGUCUAUUCAGUGAUAAGUUUGUUGACACACAAAAGUAAUUUUAGAUUGAAAUAGUAACACACCACCAUCGGAAGGUUUGUCAGUUGUUUGAUCUUGUCUUUUUUGAGACUGCCUGUGUUAGAGUCUUAAGUCUAGACGGUUCAGUGAUGUUGUUUUGUUAGUAUCUUGUAUUUGUAAGUCAUGGGAGAAGCAGCCGGAGCAGCUACAGGGGCCAUUACUCCACAACUAUCUCAGCUGAAUAUCACAAUUUGUUCUGCAAAACUAACUGCUACAGGUGGUCUCUUCUCUUCAAAGCCUGAUCCAUAUUUAGAGCUCAGUGUAGACAGCCAUUCACCCCGCAAGACAGAUGUUUGUCGUAAGACGCUUACACCAAAAUGGGAUGAUCAAAUGACAAUACUUGCCACUCCAUAUUCCAAAAUUGAGUUCAAGGUUAUGAGCUCUAACAGCAUCAGGACUGACACUAUACUGGGCUGCGCUACUUUAGAACUGUAUCCUAUAUUAGAAAAAGAAAACGGAAAAUUAAAAAACUGCAACAAAACAAUAGAGCUACAAGCAGAUGGCAAGGGCAAAGUAGGGGAACUCACUCUGAUUUUAAGUGAUAUGGAAGUUAACAUGAGGAAUUUUCCCAAAGACAGAAAAAAUGGUGCGAGGCCAGUUAGUGGAAUUCAGAAUGGUUCUGCGGCUGCAGCCUCAGCCAAUGGGCCACCACUUCCAGCCCAGAGAAACCCAAACAGCAACAGAGCUUCAGUUGCAGAUGGUGUGCGUAGACCUGCUCCGAGGGCGCCAGGAGCUCCAAAUUCACAAGGGCGCACCCCGCCUCCUGUCCCUCCUCCUCCUGCUAACCCCAGCCCAGCAGCCUCACCAACAGCAGCAGCAGUGCCGCCACUACCAAGGACUGCUUCCAGUAACAGUACUUCAGAUUCCUCUUCUACUGCGCCACCAACAACAGCUCCCCCAACUAGUACUGGACCGGUGUCCACUGAACCAUUGCCUCCUGGUUGGGAAAUGAGGACUGAUGUACAUGGUCGACCGUAUUAUGUGGAUCAUAAUACCAGAACUACAACAUGGGAAAGGCCGCAGCCAUUACCUAGAGGCUGGGAACGUCGAACAGACCCCCGUGGACGUACUUAUUAUGUAGACCACAACACAAGGACCACUACCUGGCAAUGUCCGAGCACAGAGUCUCUCAACAACUAUGCUAACUGGCAAGAAUGGCGAGGCAAUCGCACGCUGGAGCAGUUUGGUCAGAGGUUUUUAUAUCCGCAGCAGGCAGCACCUGCACAGGAGAAUGAUCCACUGGGGCCUCUACCUGAUGGCUGGGAAAAAAGAGUGGAUUCCAAUAACAGAGUUUAUUUUGUGAACCAUAGAAAUAGAACAACACAAUGGGAGGAUCCUAGAACUCAAGGAAUUAUGCAAGAAGAUCCUUUACCUGAAGGCUGGGAGAUGAGGUACACAGCUGAAGGUGUCAGGUACUUUGUGGAUCAUAAUACUAGAACUACUACAUUCCAAGAUCCUAGAGGUGGACCACAGAAAGGUCCGAAGGGAGCGUAUGGUGUGCCCAUUCAAUACGAGAGAAGCUUCAGGUGGAAACUGGGUCAGUUUCGUUACCUGUGUCACUCCAAUACUCUUCCUGGUCAUGUCAAAAUAACAGUGUCCAGAGACAAUCUGUUUGAAGACUCGUUUGCCCAGAUCAUGAGACUGCAGCCUUUUGACCUGAGAAGAAGACUCUACAUUAUAUUCAAAGGGGAGGAAGGUCUUGACUAUGGUGGCCUAGCUAGGGAAUGGUUCUUCCAUGUCUCCCAUGAUGUCCUGAACCCAAUGUACUGUCUCUUUGAGUAUGCUAGCAACAGCAACUAUAGUUUACAAAUCAACCCAGCCUCCAGUAUCAACCCAGACCAUCUGCAGUACUUUAAGUUUAUUGGACGAUUUAUAGCUAUGGCUUUAUACCAUGGCAAGUUUAUAGACAGUGGCUUCACAUUACCAUUUUACAAGAGAAUGUUGAGCAAAAAACUGACCAUCAAGGAUCUGGAAACUAUAGACUCUGAGUUUUAUCAAUCUCUGUUAUGGGUCAAAGAAAACAAUAUUGAGGACUGUGGCCUUGAACUUUACUUCUGUGCUGACUUUGAAAUUUUGGGUAAAGUAGAACAACAUGACCUGAAGCCUGGUGGCAGUGAAAUCAAGGUCACUGAAGAAAAUAAAGAAGAAUACUUAAACCUAAUGACCAACUGGAGAUUUACCAGAGGAGUCGAGGACCAAACCAAAGCUUUCCUUGAGGGAUUCAAUGAGGUGGUCCCACUUCAGUGGCUGCAGUACUUUGAUGAGAGGGAACUUGAGUUGAUGUUAUGUGGAAUGCAAGAAAUUGAUGUGGACGAUUGGGAAAGGAACACAAUCUAUCGUCAUUAUCAGCGCAACAGCAAACAAGUUGUUUGGUUUUGGAAGAUGGUGAGAGAGAUAGACAAUGAAAAGAGGACCAGGUUAUUACAAUUUGUGACUGGCACUUGCCGACUUCCUGUUGGAGGAUUUGCAGAACUAAUGGGAAGCAAUGGGCCGCAACGAUUUUGUAUAGAAAAGGUGGGGAAGGAGACUUGGUUGCCGCGCUCCCACACUUGUUUCAACCGGUUAGAUUUGCCCCCGUAUCGGAGUUAUGAACAGUUGGUCGAGAAGCUGAAUUACGCCAUUGAAGAGACAGAAGGCUUUGGACAAGAAUAAUAUCUGUGUUAAUCUUAAUGCAAAAUAACAUCGGACCAUCCUUUCAGAGUCAAGUCAAUCUAUGUGAUAUACAUUCUUUUAAAUAAACUGUCUGUCACAUGAGCAGGCUUCAUUCUUUUUACCUGGCAAUGUUUCUUUUCUUUGCAAGUUCCAAAAAGAAUCACAAUUAUAAUGUUUUCCUUCGGUUACUUUUAUGUUGUCUUCAUCCAUCAUUUGUACAAAAUUUUAUGGUACUUUUAUUUGGUUUUCAAAAACUGAAUAGAAAACAAAACAUUCUUUUUCUGAUUCAAUGUUUCUCUUUGCAUAUAAAUGAAAUGCUAACUAAUUGGUUAGAUGAAAUACAUUUUCUCAAUUGUAAGUUUCAAAUAUCUGAAAAGGUCAAAAGCAUUUAACAAUUUCAGACGAGGACCGAGUAUUGAAAGAUCUUUUUGACUAAUUUCAAAGAACAGAACUGACUUCAGACAGUUGUCUUUUGUCCUUGACCCUCUGACAACAUUGUUACAGUUCUUUACUAUUCAUCCUUCUUACACCAGUUUCUGUUUGUGAUACUCUUAUUGCCUACAAUUUUAUUUAUAGUCAUGUCUUUGAUGAAGUGUUUUUCAAAUCUUUGGUUUCAUAAAAUGUAUUCAUUCAUUCUUAAAAGUAACUUUCUAACAAGAUAAACUUGGAUUAGAAGACAUUUAGUGAAUAGAAAAAUCUUGAUGCUUCAAAACUCAAAACAAUCUACAAGUAAUGUAGAUUUGACUGUGGGUCUGUGGCCUUUUUCAGUCGCCAUUGGAAUCAUUUUAUUAGUAGUGGAGUGCUUAUAUCCAUAAUAAUUUCCAGCAAUAACAACGUUAUGGAACCAGUAACCAGACACAUUUUAAAAUUCUGUAAUGUAGUCACUGGACUAACAUUUCGAGCUCUGCAUCUGUAAAGCAGAAUUUGAUGUCCAUAAUUAUUAUCUCCAUGUAAGUUUACAUAUAAUUACUUAUUAGGACUAAUAGUAACGAAACAAAUAUACAGAGGAAUAGAUACAACUUUUGAAAUUCAUUCAACAAUACCAUCUUUUUGUUUUGUUUCUUGAUCUUAGUUUUGAAGUGGCUGUAAGUUUGAUUACAUUCUCAAGCUAUUGUAAUAUGGAGAGCAUUCUUAUGUACCAUCUAGCCACCUAUUCUAUUUUUGAUAUGAUAAGCAGAUGGAAUCAUGUUGACUUCUUGUUUACUUAAAAUAAAAAGACUUAUUAUAGAGUGUUAUUUAUAUAUAUAUAUUAUAUAUAUCUGUAUAUAGCUGUUACUUUGACGACGUUGGAAGGGGAGGUAAUGUCCACAUUGCUGUUACCUGUAUGCAAUACUGACCAGGUUUAAUUAGAGUUCGCUUUCUAAUCUGGUCAUUUCCAAUGUUGUGACCUGGUUACAAGUAAAGUGCUGUUUUUUUUUUGUUUUUUUUUAUAUACACAAUUCAGCCGACUAAUUAACCUUGUUAGUGUCCACUGUUAUUUUCUUUAAAGCGUGCCAGCCAGGUCAACUUAAGAUUAUCUGGCAACAUCGGAAUCUUCAUGUUGUUGAACAAAUGUCAAAAUGUUUUUCUUUCAUUUUUUUGUUUUUUUUUACUUGGGACAGCAAUUCUAGCUUUGAAGAAGGCAAAAAAAAGGGAUGGGGGUUCUUUCAUAAAUCAGUCCUUCAGAUCUUGAAAUUAACUAUUACAUUUGGCAAACUUGUAUGCAUUAUUAAACUGCAGGCUUGUCCUUAUCAAAUCUGUAGGUCCCUAGGACUCAUCGAAACGCACUGUCUCUACGACCUUCACAAGCGAGCAAACCACUUUCCCAGAAAACGCAAAAAAAAAAAAAGUUUUUGAAGUCAAUGCAAACAUUUUUUUUUAAACCUUUUUUUUUUUUUUUUUUUAAUUUUGAGAUGUACGAGGGAACUGUAUGGGUAAAAGAGAAGUAAUUUAAAUUUCUUUGACUACCAGUGUUACCUCCUCUUGUUUUCUCAACUUUGGUGAUUGUAAAUAGAUUUCCUAUGAUAAUGACUAGAAUGUUUCUAUGGAUUGUUAUUUGUAUUUUUUAAAAAUUGACAUUAAAAUGAUUGCUUACGAGGUUUUGUUAGUGCGGUGUAUGUGUGCACAUCUAAAACAGUACGUGUGAGUACAUGCCGGAAUGCCUGGAUCAUUUUGUAGUGUUUAGUGUCGAGAGUUUCUCUGUUAUGUGCGACUGGACAAUUCUAAAUGAUAACAUAUUUGAGGCCGUGAUUUGGUUUAUACGGCAAUAAAUGGUCUUUUUGUUUGACAGCUUAAGAACACAUUUUUUUUUAUAUCUCACAAUGUUAUUUAAAAAAAAACAACAGCUAAACAUAAGUUUUCUUUGAAAUGAGUCUGUGAUUCAUCUGGGAUAACAUUUCUUAGUUCUAUUGGAAUGAGUCUGAUUCGUCUUAAAUCAACAUCUGUUUUAACUGGGGGGAGGUUGCUACUUUUAGCUUGUCAUCACUAGCGUAGAAACGAUGAUAAAAGUUAAGGAUUCAGAAAUUUGAGUAAAGUGUUUCAAACCACUGAGAGUCAAUGUUGAUACUCGCUAUGACCCAAUUAGUUGAGAUCACCCAGUAGGCUGGAGAAAGCUGUUAAGUGUUGAUACAGUAUCAGCAUGAACCGAAAACCCAUCCAAUAAAAAAAAAUAUAUUUUUGUGUCUGUAAAUGUGUCCAGCUACUACUCUAUUUAUUUUAAUACAAAGAAUUUAAUUUUAAAAAAAUUGUUAUUAGAAACUGCCAUCCGAAAGCCAGUUUUGGGUUUGUAAAAAGUUAUUAAUAAUAUAUGUACUAUUUAGACUAUAGUUGUGGUUUAAGAAAUAGUCUUAAAUUGCUAUUCUUAUAAAUAAACUCUAAAUGCUUCUGAUAGGUCCAAACCGUUAUGAAUAUUAGAUACUUAGUAUCGUUAUUUAAAGAAAUAAAAUGAAUGUAACAUGAAGUUAUCCAACUUGACACAUAGUUUAGUUUUGCUUGACAUGUUUUGGAUGCUCCUUCAGAUUUGAAGAUCAUUACAUCCUUGGCAGAACCUUCUGUAGUAGGCCUACACUGGGGGAUGGCGGUGGGUAGGGUUCGAACCCUGUACCAUCGAAUGAGUCUAAAGUUACAAAUGUACGUACCACACGACCAGCCAGCCUUCCAAAUGCAAUCUAAAGCUGGGCUUAAAAACCUGACUUGGAAUUUUUUUGGUCGGGGGAUAUUCAUAAAAGUAUUUCAUCUAAUGUGCGUAAAGGGAGGUAACAAUAAGAUUCCAACUUAUGUAUGUGUUUAGUGAUGAGUUUGUCAGUGUAUACUUUGCCAGCCAGCUGACUGAGUGACAUCAUACAAUGAGUUUUUUUUUAGAUUUUAUUCUAACCACUUUCUAGUUUCAUGUCAUGUGUAAAUUGAUAAACAGGAAAUUAAACAUGGUUUUAUUUCAAACUUUAA